Messenger RNA from Prunus armeniaca (apricot), 180 nucleotides. Lineage: Eukaryota; Viridiplantae; Streptophyta; Magnoliopsida; Rosales; Rosaceae. The record is from the annotation of a GenBank genome assembly.
AUGCAUGCUGAGCUCAAUGAAGGCCUCCAAAACGACGUCAAAGAGCAAGCGCACGAAGCAAGUGUGAGCUCUAGGGGACUUGGGGCACUUGGCUCAGAGGUUUCCAAGGCCCUGGACGACGUCGUGUGGCUUCGCAACCUCGAAGACCCCAAUAUUCUCAAGAAAAAUCAAAUACCUUGA